AUGUCCGAAAUCCAAUUUAAGAUAUCAUGUUGCUAUGUGGAUAGUACCUUGCACAGUGAUUUGCAAAAAUUGGAAACUCUCUAUCUGAACGACAACACAAACCUGUUAGAUUUGCCCACAGAACUGGCAUUGUGUUGCAACUUACAAAUCAUGUCUAUUGAGAAUUGCCCGCUGACCAAAAUUCCAGUCGAAGUGGUCGCCGGUGGACCGUCACUUGUGAUCCAGCCAGGUGAACUGCCAGUGGUUCACGAACCCGGAUGUUGGCUUUUCGUCCUCUCACUUUGGUGGUGGGAAGACACCUCCGCGUCACGGGAAGGCAUUGAGUAA
Messenger RNA from Echinostoma caproni, 327 nucleotides. The record is from the annotation of a GenBank genome assembly. Lineage: Eukaryota; Metazoa; Platyhelminthes; Trematoda; Plagiorchiida; Echinostomatidae.